GCAGACGCAAAAAAAAAAAGAUGAGGAUGCCACAGCUCCUUGUCCUCCUCUUCACCAUUUUGGUGCACGCAGCUUCUGGUUUCCCCUCUGGUGGAAAAGCUGUGCCAGGCCGGGACAUAUAUGCUGCCUGGGACGAUGUUAAUGUGGUGGCUCAUGGCCUCCUGCAGCUGGGCCAGGCUCUGAAGGAGAACGUGGACAAGACCAAAGUCCAGAUGAGAGAAGUCAACGCCAAGCUCAGAGACUUUGGUGGCAGAGUGGACGAACUGGAAAAGAAGCAACAGCAGCAAGAAGAAGACGCUCUGCAGACCAGAGGUGCAAGAGCGGAGGAGAGGGAGAAGAUGGUUGCAGGACUCGCUGACCAGGUGAGGGAGAACGUGGAGGGGGUAAAGAAGCAGAACAAGGACAUCAACUCCAGAAUGGACAGGCUGGAGGAGAAGGUGGAUGAAGUCCUGACUGCGCCAAACCUGGACAGCAACUACAGCGAUCACUCAGGAGCUCCAUUUAUCCAGAAGCUGCUGGCAGCUCAGAACAGACGCAUCGACCAACUGGUGGAGAAAAUCAAGCAGCAGCAAGAGAAGCUGGAGAAGCAGAGUCUGCACCUGCAAACACUGCAGAGCAAAGUGAAACAGAAGAGAGUGAAAUCACAAAGACACAGAGAGGAGACGGCGCUGCAGGGAGAAAUGGAGCUCAUCAAAGAAAUACAAGAUUUGCCCAAAGACUGCAACGACGUGUUUGUGCGAGGACAGCGAACCAGCGGCGUCUACACAAUCCAACCCAACAACAGCCCGCUGUUCAAAGUCCUCUGUGAAAUCACUUCAGAAGGAGGAUGGACUGUCAUCCAGAAACGUCACGAUGGAUCCCAGAAGUUUAAUCAGCAGUGGGACAGCUAUAAGAAAGGCUUUGGCAGCAUCGAUGGUGAGUUCUGGCUGGGCCUGGAGAACAUUCACUCUCUCUCCAAACAAGGCCAGUACGUCCUGCAGGUGGAGCUCUCUGAUCAGGCGGGAGAGCGACAGACGGUGCGUUAUCAGUUCCGUCUGGACGGAGAAGAGAAGAAGUUCACCGUCCACCUGGAGCAGGAGACGUCGCCUGGACAUCAGGGGGAACAUGUCAUGUCCACUGGUCUUCCCUUCUCCACCGCUGACCAGGACAACGACCUCGCUGCAGGCGUCAACUGUGCUGAGCUGCUCUCAGGUGGAUGGUGGUUCAGCAGCUGUGGGGAGUCAAAUCUCAACGGCAGAUUCCCUGGAGAGUCAAAUGUGGACCAGAGUCAGACAAUGUUCUGGAUGUCGACAAGAGGACAGAGCAGCUCUCUGAGGACCACGCUGAUGAAGAUCACACCUGUCACCAUAAAACAAUAAGCUGCUCAGUCUGUCGCAAUAAUGUUCCGACAGAAAAAAAAAAGACUUAAAGACUGAAAUGACUACACUUGAGUAGUAAGAAGAUGAAUAAUCUCUCCUGAGGUUCUGAUAUUUCUAUGCUGUGCCAUAUGAUAACAAGUUAUCACACACAUUCGGUCAUGUUGACUGAAGCAACAUUAUUCCCUUUGUAAGGGUGUUUUAUAUAUGUAUAUAUGUAUAUAUACUGUUUUUAUACAACUGCUGUAUGUUUUUAUUCAAAUAGAGUUUCUGACUGUCAUACACUUUGAAUUUAAUUUUCUAUAUUUCAUUUAUAUGAUGUAGAAGAAAAUAAAGAUUUUAAAGGGUAAA
This is a messenger RNA of Solea senegalensis (Senegalese sole), 1706 nucleotides long. RefSeq names its product angiopoietin-related protein 4-like. The record is from RefSeq and is a predicted model, not a curated record. NCBI's taxonomy places the organism in Eukaryota, Metazoa, Chordata, Actinopteri, Pleuronectiformes, Soleidae. The transcript has 7 exons. Gene Ontology annotation, molecular function: enzyme inhibitor activity. Gene Ontology annotation, biological process: triglyceride homeostasis. Bases 21 to 1358 code for a protein of 445 amino acids.